Suillus subalutaceus is the source of this 1116-nucleotide messenger RNA. RefSeq lists its product as uncharacterized. The record is from RefSeq and is a predicted model, not a curated record. The coding region runs from base 223 to 735 and encodes 170 amino acids. The transcript has 3 exons. Lineage: Eukaryota; Fungi; Basidiomycota; Agaricomycetes; Boletales; Suillaceae.
UAUUUCUUUACCACCACCUUGCAAUUGCAAUUGCAAGCGCCUAGAUCCUGUUCCACCGCAGCUGUUUUUCUAUUCGACUCCUUCAAAACACCCACGCUCUUUUCAAUCCACAGUCUUUUCGUCGAUUCCCUUAACAUAGAUUCUCGAACCUGAGAAUCCAUUCACCUAGACUAAGAAUAAGCAUUUCACUUCGUUGCAUUCUAGUCUACUCCCACUUUCAACAUGACUCGUCGGGCUCCUCGUAUCCACCGUCUCCCUCAACGUCUUGACUACAACCUGAUUCCCGCGCCUUUGGAUUUAUCCCUUCCGCUGGCCACGGAAAAGUCACCUUUGCCGGCUAUCAUUGUGACCCCAUCAUCUCCAUCAGCCGACGCACCUGAGUACUACAUAGCGUUCUUAACACCGCCCCUUAAGCCUACGUUUCGUGAGCGCAUCUCCGAGUAUUCUCCUUUCCAGCCACAGCUGCCCCUGAAGACUCGGAGCGCUAUCAUCGUCUCCCUCAUUCUCUUCAUUCUGGUCUGCCACAUUCUGGUGCACAUUGCUGUCCGCCGUCCACACUCCGAUUUCAUCACAUCCUCUGAUAAUAUCUCGUCCCUCAAAGCGAAUUAUCAUCAGGCCCAAAAUUCGUUCUUGGACUCGUUUGUUUCAGAUCUCAAAUCUUUUUGGAGUGGACCAGUGACCGGGGAUACGCGAAACUUCAUAAUCGAAGAUUUUUCACAACCAGCGCAUCGGUAGAUGUGGCAGGUUCGCCAUGUUUUAGUAUCUAGACCUUGAUACAAAGUCUAUGCAAUUUUUGUGCUUCACCGUGUUCCCAAUUUCCCAUGCAUCUACUGACACUCAUAUAUCAAAGUUAUUCCCGACCGAACUGACUUGUUUACAGUCCCAUUAAAUUUCUUUCGGUUAUAUUUAUCUGGAGUUGAAAUGUUUAGCUAAAGUCCUCCCCUGUAUCACGGUAACUGUACAGGAAACUCUUGGCUUUGUAUUCAGCAUUCAAUACCUGGACCAUUCCAUACACAACGACGUCAGGUCUGCGACACCUGUCCAGUUGGGUUCCCAUGCCUGUAUCGACAAUCAAUCCAUUCGCGUGAUUUGUAACAUCAAUUCAGGGAUCGCUCC